Trichoderma asperellum CBS 433.97 is the source of this 558-nucleotide messenger RNA. Lineage: Eukaryota; Fungi; Ascomycota; Sordariomycetes; Hypocreales; Hypocreaceae. The record is from RefSeq and is a predicted model, not a curated record.
AUGCGAACCAUUGUUUUUGCCUUGAUCGGCGCGUCACUGGCCACCAGCGCAGCAUCGGCAGCACCAAACGUGCCAGCCUAUGUCAUUGACUAUGCACCACUUGUCGCGCUCGAUAAAAACGAAGUCUUAUUCCCAGCGGAUAUUGGGAAACAGUUACUCAACACCAUUCCCAAAGUCAACUUCACCAAAGUCGGCGAGCCGUUGCAUCCACUAACACUCAACAACUUGAACCAACUCAACAAGUUUGGUAAUGCAUCAGUCUUCCUGACUGCCAAGGAAGACGUCACAGAUCUCGCAAAGGAGCCGUCCUGGGUACAUGGUGUUAAGCCAAAUGCUCAAGGCGAGACCGUAGGCGCCGUCUCUUGCACUAUCAUUCUUCGAUCUCAUCCUGACAACUCUUCCGUCGUCGACGCCUUUUACUUCUACUUCUUUUCCCUUAAUAACGGCGGGUACGUGCUUGGUGUUCCUAAAAACUUUCAUGUUAGUGACUGGGAGAAUUCAGUUAUCCGCUUCGUGAACGGCAAGCCAACUGAAAUAUUCUUUUCUCAGCAUGAGUAG